This is a messenger RNA of Scleropages formosus (Asian bonytongue), 3049 nucleotides long. RefSeq names its product procollagen, type IX, alpha 2 (gene col9a2). Bases 128 to 2200 code for a protein of 690 amino acids. Gene Ontology annotation, molecular function: extracellular matrix structural constituent conferring tensile strength. Gene Ontology annotation, biological process: extracellular matrix organization. NCBI's taxonomy places the organism in Eukaryota, Metazoa, Chordata, Actinopteri, Osteoglossiformes, Osteoglossidae. The record is from RefSeq and is a predicted model, not a curated record. The transcript has 32 exons.
UCCCUGUGUUCUCUGGGGCUGGAUAUAGGUGUCACGUUCCCGUGCUCCUUUUGCUUUACCCCGAUUGUCCUGGGUCCGAGGAGAGGAGUGUAGCAGCUGGGAGCUCAGAGAGGCACCGCUCGCCGGUAUGGAGGGACACCUUGUCGUCCUCAAGACCCUUGUCCUUCUGCAGAUGGCAUCCCUUACCCUGGCUCAAGUGACCGGCCCGCCAGGCCCCCAAGGUCCCCCCGGCCCCCCUGGACCCCCAGGCACUCCCGGCUCCGACGGCAUUGAUGGAGACAAAGGACCUCCAGGCCCCCCUGGUCCAGUGGGAAUGAAGGGGGAAUCAGGUGAACCGGGCCCAGACGGACCCCCGGGGGACAAUGGAAUUGAUGGACUGAUCGGUGUGAAGGGAGACAGGGGUCCUGCUGGAAAUCCUGGACCAAAGGGUCAGCCAGGGCCUUUAGGAAGAGCUGGACCACCAGGACCUGGACUUCCUGGACUACCUGGACCUCCAGGUCCAAUGGGCCUCCCAGGUGAGAUGGGAAAGACAGGCAUCAAGGGGAUGAUGGGACCGACUGGACCCCCAGGAUUACCAGGACCCCCAGGGAAACCAGGUCGUCCAGGAGAAUACACCGGAGAGGAGGGUAGUGCUGACUUCCAGUGUCCCACCAACUGUCCAGCGGGACCAAAGGGCCCCCAGGGCUUGCAGGGAAUCAAGGGACAUAAGGGUCGUCCUGGAGCGCUAGGAGAUUCUGGCAGUCCAGGGAAGGAGGGACCUAAAGGAGAUGUGGGAAUCUCAGGAGAGCAAGGAAUCCCAGGACCUCCAGGUCCCCAGGGCUUGAGGGGUUACCCUGGUAUGGCUGGGCCCAAAGGAGAGAUAGGUCCACGUGGGUACAAGGGGAUGCCAGGACCAGUCGGCCUCCCAGGACUCCCGGGUGAAGAGGGACCCCGGGGGCCACCAGGUGAUUCGGGGGACAAGGGAGACAUGGGUGCACGCGGCAUAAGGGGGCCCCAGGGGGGUAUUGGAAAAAAAGGAGAGAAUGGCCUACCUGGGAUCGAUGGAAAAGAUGGAACACCUGGAAUUCCUGGAAUCAAGGGAGCUCCAGGACAGCCUGGGAGACCUGGACCUCCAGGCCACCAGGGGGCAGCAGGUUUGACUGGAAGCCCUGGAACCAAAGGAGGACCUGGACAAAAGGGUGAGCCAGGGCCCAGGGGUGUGACAGGGAUGGCUGGAGUCCCAGGACCUCAGGGAGAGCCCGGGCCUCCUGGGGAACCCGGGAUGGAGGGAGUCCCGGGUCUGAAGGGGGACAGGGGACAGAGAGGGCCGGUUGGACCAGUAGGCCUCACUGGUCAAGUGGGCAGCAAGGGGGAGCGAGGGCCCAUGGGCAUCCCUGGACCACAGGGCAUCCCCGGAACUAAAGGAGACAAGGGCUUCCAAGGAAAAGUGGGCUGGAAGGGAGACCUUGGUGAUCCAGGUGUGGAAGGCCUGCCUGGUGAGAAAGGAGAGAAGGGUGUGUCUGGGGAGCCUGGACCUAAAGGACAGCAAGGCGUGAGGGGUGACCUCGGGUACAACGGCCCUACCGGAGAUCCUGGCAACCCUGGAGACAAGGGACCACCUGGACUUCCGGGCCCACGGGGUCUCAGUGGAGAGAGAGGAGUGCCAGGCAUGCCAGGGAGGCAGGGAGCCCCCGGCCGGGAUGCCUCGGACCAGCACAUCAUCGAGGUGGUGCUCAAGAUGAUACAAGAACGGCUGGCCCAAGUGGCUGUGAGCGCCAAGAGGGCAGUUCUUGGUGGAACUGGUGUCAUGGGCCCACCUGGUCCCCCUGGACCACCAGGACCCCCUGGUCCCCACGGUUCUCACGGUCUCCCUGGGACUCGAGGUAUCCCUGGAAUCAUCGGUGCACCGGGACAGAUUGGCAACACCGGACACAAAGGAAAGAGGGGCCUGAAGGGUGAGCGAGGGGACCCAGGCCGCCCCCACCCCGGCCCGCUCGGACCUCCUGGAAUCCCAGGUCCCUCAGGCAUUGAUGGUGUGGCCCGGGACGGGAAGCCUGGUGAAAGGGGACCCCAGGGUAUCGCCGGAGAACCAGGUCGUCCUGGCAAACCGGGUCCUCCGGGGCUCCCUGGGUUCUGUGAGGCUGCGGCCUGCCUGGCAGCAUCUGCGUACACCUCACCACGCCUGCAGGAGGCCGGCACCAUCAAAGGACCCUCUAAGUAGAGCAGGCCCUUAAAGGGGCACUUUCAAUGGUUGUGAGUUGGAAAGAGAAAGGAGGAGAGACUGAUGCUCACGCACACACACUUACACACACACACACACACACACACACACCUGCUUUCCCUUCACUGGACAUCACCAAUUGGCGGGAAGGGAAGUCCGCUGGGAUCAACGUCACGGCGAAAUCCAUCCAACCGCUUUGCCCAGACAUAACCACCAACGACCCCUCCUCUUGAGACCCCGAGGACUGUGAUUGGAUGGUUCACAGCGUCAGGUCACUGUAGUCCCGCCUAUUUUCUGUAAUCAUGCUCCGCCUACCGACACAGAACCGAGUCUGUAUCCAUACACGGCUGCGGACCGAAUGAAGAGAAGGACAGCUGUGCUCAACUAACUACACAACUAUUGGUGCUUCUACUUCCUCGCCACUUUUUACAUCGAGAAAAGCUCGUUUUCCCCCUCACAUAUAAAAAGUGACGUGUACAAAUCAAAACCUAACAAUAAAAUAUUGUAGUUAUUCAGUAUUUGACAUGUAUUGUCAGUUACCUCAUGGGAGACCUUGAGUUCGGUGCUCUUUCCGUCUAACCCGUCUCAUGUGAACAUUACUCCCCCUUUUUACUGUCUCCAUUUAAAAACAAACCAAUGCCUUAACUACUUCCUCUAGUUACCCGGUCACCCAUUCCCCCACAAUUCCCUGUUGUAAAUCUUUGUAAAUGUGAGUUUAUUUUAUAUGACCAGGAUGGGUUUUACAGUGGACUAAUGAACAGAACAUUAAAAAAAGAUGUUAAUGAACGUAAUCAGUGUUUUAUCCUAUGACUCCCGCGGACCGGAUGGUAAACAAAUAGGGGGACAAAC